Cylicocyclus nassatus is the source of this 1284-nucleotide messenger RNA. The record is from the annotation of a GenBank genome assembly. Lineage: Eukaryota; Metazoa; Nematoda; Chromadorea; Rhabditida; Strongylidae.
AUGCUGUUGCUUUGCCUCUUAGUCACCGUUACCGUAGCAAAUGCAACUCGUAGCGAAGAGACGUUUAUGAAAACGCCACAACUCAUCGCACACUUUGGGUAUCCUUUUGAGGAGCAUACCGUCACUACUGAAGAUGGUUAUAUUUUGACUGUGCACCGUAUUCCAGUUGGAAGAGAUGAGAGACCAGCACCUCACACUUCAAAUGUGCGGCCACCCGUUCUGUUAAUGCAUUGUCUUCUUUGUGAUUCAUCAGUUUUUGUGUUGAAUUUGCCUGCCCAGAGCCUAGGAUUUGUUCUUGCUGAUGCUGGAUUUGAUGUAUGGAUGGCCAACACGCGAGGGAAUGAGUAUGGAAGGAAUCACACUCAUUUGAAAGUCAAAGAGAAGGCGUUUUGGAAUUUCACAUGGUACGAUCAUUCUCAUUACGAUCUUCGAAGUACUGUGGAUUAUGUGCUCAAUGUCACCAAACAACCGGAACUCUAUUAUGUUGGUCACAGCCAAGGAACUCUCAUUAUGUUCGCGAGACUGGCGGAAGACCCAGCUUUCAAUGCCAAGAUUCGCGCAUUUUUUGGAUUGGGUCCUAUCGGAGGCCUGUCCAGAUCAAUCCCACUAUUUUAUUUGGCCUCCAUCCCGUUUUACAUGCUGACAGAGCAUGCCGUUCAUCUGCUCAGUGGAAUUCCUUUGGAUGUUCCUCAUGCACUUAAAAGGGGUAUUGCUAGUUUUUGUUCCGUGGAUAUGAUGUCGAGGAUUUGCAGUUUGUUCCUUACGUUUGUGGGAAUGGGAACUGAACAGCUCACCCAAUUCAACAAUUCACGCUGGGAUGUUGUGGUCAGUCAUUUGCCAUCGGCUUCGUCAGCUCUCAACCUCCUUCACUGGGCGCAAGUGAUGCGCUACCAUGAGCUGCGAAAACUUGACUACGGCACCACUCGCAACAUGGAAAUUUAUGGACAGAAGCAGCCACCAAUGUUUGAUAUAACGAAGAUCAACACACCCAUGUAUAUAUUCUGGAGCAGCGAUGACACUUUGGCCCCAGCCUCCGACGUUCAAGAGCAUAUUAUCAAAAAGCUUGGGAGCUCGCUUAAGGGAUCAUAUCAAUUGAAUCAUUUUACACACAUCGAUUUUAUACUUGGAUUGCGUGCCACGGAAGACGUAUAUAUGCCUAUUGUACGGCUUAUCUACAAGGAUUUGGCGGAAAGGAUUUGAUUGAAGUGUUUGCGAUCACGCCGUUGGUUCCCGCACUGUUUUUAAUUAGCUCUUGAUCGUGGCUUGCACUAUAAGCAUGGUCCA